AUGGCGUAUUCGAGGGGAUUGAGCUGCGGGGGGACUGUGAAGCCAUUGGAGAGGAGGAAAUCAUCUAGAGAUGAGAGGGGAUCUCCAAUGCUAGAACCUGCAGAGAGGUACCUCACCAUAAGGUCACUUGGUGCUCCUGCAGUCCUUCUCUCUCUAGCCAUGCAAGGCAUCUUUCGUGAUUUCAAAGAUACUAAAACUCCUCUCUAUGCUAUUGUUGUAGGUGACCUAACCAACAUAAUUUUGGACCCCAUUUUCAUAUUUGUGUGUCGUUGGGGCGUCGUCGGUGCUGCCAUUGCUCAUGUCCUUUCACAGUACUUGAUCACUCUGAUUCUGUUUAGCAAGUUAGCAACACAGAUUGUGAUGUUGCCUCCAAGCAUCAAAGAUCUGCAGCUGAAGAGAUUCCUCAAGAAUGGUUUCCUUUUACUAGCAAGAGUGAUAGCUGUGACUAUCUGUGUGACGUUGGCUGCUUCGUUGGCUGCAAGGUUCGGCCCGACUCCCAUGGCUGCAUUCCAGAUAUGCCUGCAGGUCUGGCUCACUUCUUCACUCCUUGCUGAUGGCUUGGCAGUUCCUGGACAGCCAAUCCUUGCUUGUGCAUUUGCUGAGAAAGACUAUCAGAAAGCAACAGCUGCUGCAACUCGAGUGCUGCAGCUAUUACAGUCUGCCUCAUUGCAAGCCUCAAGAUGGAAUUAAAAAAAGUGCUGAGAAUCUUGGAGAGCUGCUAAUGGGAGAUCAAAUUGACAACUCUUCGUAUCGAUUCCGCAUGAAUGUCAACGAGUCUCUCUACCUCUGCACUACUCCCGAAUUGAGUGAAAAUGAUGUGAAGCUAUUAAUGCUAAUUUCUUUGUCUUUGUAGAUUGAUUGGAGAAAUGAAGAAGUUUGUUCAUUGAAGGCAUGGAUAUGCAAUAGUCAAUGAUUUAUAGGUUUCAAACAUUAUUGAAUAAUUGUUGUAAAUAUAUUAUGAUGUGUAUGUAGGAUUUUCAA
This is a messenger RNA of Salvia miltiorrhiza (redroot sage), 981 nucleotides long. Its product is annotated as protein DETOXIFICATION 43-like. The transcript is spliced from 7 exons. Bases 1 to 690 code for a protein of 229 amino acids. Lineage: Eukaryota; Viridiplantae; Streptophyta; Magnoliopsida; Lamiales; Lamiaceae. Gene Ontology annotation, biological process: transmembrane transport. Gene Ontology annotation, molecular function: citrate transmembrane transporter activity; antiporter activity; xenobiotic transmembrane transporter activity. The record is from RefSeq and is a predicted model, not a curated record. Gene Ontology annotation, cellular component: membrane.